AUGAGGUGGAACUGCAGGGGAUCCUCUGAGAAGUUGUUGGCAGGGGAGAGCGGAAUCGGGUUGAUGGACUGGUUCUAUGCGUCCAAGUUUCCGACUCGGUUUGGUUUUACGGUGGAUGGGUAUAUUGAUCAGAAGAAUGACCAAAGGCUUGAUGAUUGUCUUCACUAUUGCAUUGUUGCUGGUAAAAAGAAGAAUCUCACCCUCACUGCCUGCUGCAGCCAUCGCCAUCGCCAUCGCCAUCACCAUCGGCCACUGAUGCUUGAAAGAGAUAUGUUGUUAUCAACCACAAAAAAUGAACCAUCCCACUAUAUGUUAAAGAUCGAGUCCUUCUCUAUUCUUUCUGAAGCUGGAAAUAUCAAAAUUGAAUCUGAUGUUUUUGAAGCCAGUGGUCAUAAAUGGAGACUGGAUUUGUAUCCAAAUGGAAAUAAUGAGGAAAAGGGUGACAAUCACAUUUCUUUGUAUUUAAUAAUAUGCGACACUGAAAGUCUUGAGAAGGGGUGGAAAGUCCAUGUUGAUGUCAAAUUUUUUGUUUAUGAUCAUAUAGCUCACAACUAUGUUAUCUUUCAAGAUGAUGAUAGAAAUAGGACACGGUUUCAUGAGAAGCAAAUAAAAUGGGGUUUUGAGAAACUAAUAUCUUUGGAGCAUUUUAAGGAUAGUAACAAAGGAUACCUUUUCAAUGAUUCAUGUAUCUUUGGAGCUGAGGUUUUUUCAGUUCCAGAGUAUACCCUGAAAGAUAGAUGCUUAUCCAUGAUAAAGCCUCCAGCAACUAUGAACACUUACACUUGGAUUGUUGAUAAAUUUUCUUCUAUAAAAGACGAUUGCUUGCAUUCUGAGGUGUUCAAAGUUGGAAAAAUCAAGUGGACUUUAUCACUGUUUCCAAAAGGAAGAGGUGCAGGAGUAGGGACAAAUUUGUCAUGUUUUUUAAAGGUACAUGAGGCUAAGUCAUUUCCUGAUGAUUGGAAAGUUUAUGCAAGAUUUGAACUUCGGAUUAAGAACAAAAGUGGUUAUGCUGCAAAAGACACGGGGCACUGGUUUUGUGAAGAGGAAGAUGAUUGGGGUUUUGCAUGUUUCAUUUUGUUGAGUGAACUUUGUGACAUGAGUAAGGGCUUUUUGAAGAAUGAUAGGCUUAUUGUUGAAGCAAAGAUUUCAGUUGUUGGAAUGCUAAAAAAUUUCAUAUGA
This is a messenger RNA of Lactuca virosa, 1179 nucleotides long. NCBI's taxonomy places the organism in Eukaryota, Viridiplantae, Streptophyta, Magnoliopsida, Asterales, Asteraceae. The record is from the annotation of a GenBank genome assembly.